UAGAUAUGCUGCAUGCAGAAUCGCAUUUUCACUUUUUCUCUCAAUUUCAUCUGCUUUCUCUCCUGAAGCAAUCAUGGCGUCCGCGUCAUUCCUACUCUCGAUCCACACAGUCGGCCGAAAAUCCUCCGCCAUUCCUCCAGCUCCCCGGAUCUCAGCCGGAAUCGCCACCAUUUCCACGGGAAGCAGGAAUGCCUCUCGGAAUGCGUCGUUGUACGAGGUGCUGGGAAUGAGGUCAAGCGCCACGUGCCAGGACAUCAAAUCCGCCUACAGGAAGCUCGCCAGAGUUUUGCAUCCAGACGUCGCGGCGUACAGAAACGGAGACGACGGUAGGACGUCGUCCGACGAGUUUAUGCGCGUGCACGCCGCGUAUGUUACUCUCUCCGAUCCGGAGAAGCGUGAGGUGUACGACGACUCGUUGUUCCGACGGCGGCGGAGCGAGGCUAUUUCGCUGGAUAGCUGUGUCUCCGGAAUGAAUGGACGGCGACGGAAUUGGGAGACUGAUCAGUGCUGGUAGUGAAGAUUUUGAAGCUAUAGACGGUAUACUAAGCUUUAUAGAUCUGCACAUAAUGCUGUUAGCGUUAAAAAGUAGCGAGAAAGUACUUGUAUAUAGAGGUAUGGAUUUUGAAGAAAUUGUGAUGCGACAUACUGCAUUUGCAUUAUUUUCAAUCAAAGUGCCUUUAGAUCUUUAGUAUAACCAAAACAUAUCCGAUUUCCGAAGGAUCUAGCAUCCCGUGCAUAAAAAACAUUCGAUCUUGUGUUAGUAGCUAUGAAACUAUUCCUUACUAUAAAUGUAAACGACUUUACUGAACAAAUAAUCCGUAGGCAUAUUUAUAGAGACGUGAUCGUACUAAAGUAUACAUGCUGCCAAAACUUUGUUGAAUUCAAAGAACUGUCACGCAAUUGCAAGUGCAUAGCUGCACGCACUCUGUAUGAUUGCAUUUGGUGUAUUCCUGUAAUUGGUUUCCUAUUUUGUCUUGCUUGAUUAGUUACAAGCUCUGAUGUUGAUCUUCAA
Andrographis paniculata is the source of this 1012-nucleotide messenger RNA. Its product is annotated as chaperone protein dnaJ 11, chloroplastic-like. The transcript has a single exon. The record is from RefSeq and is a predicted model, not a curated record. NCBI's taxonomy places the organism in Eukaryota, Viridiplantae, Streptophyta, Magnoliopsida, Lamiales, Acanthaceae. Bases 74 to 514 code for a protein of 146 amino acids.